Messenger RNA from Scylla paramamosain (green mud crab), 3399 nucleotides. RefSeq names its product dynein axonemal heavy chain 5-like. The coding region runs from base 399 to 2093 and encodes 564 amino acids. Gene Ontology annotation, cellular component: axonemal dynein complex. NCBI's taxonomy places the organism in Eukaryota, Metazoa, Arthropoda, Malacostraca, Decapoda, Portunidae. The record is from RefSeq and is a predicted model, not a curated record. The transcript has 12 exons. Gene Ontology annotation, biological process: microtubule-based movement. Gene Ontology annotation, molecular function: dynein light intermediate chain binding; dynein intermediate chain binding; minus-end-directed microtubule motor activity.
AGUGAAAAAUCAUCCUUUACCUCACAGAAAAAAAAAUGUACAAAUCAAAGGAAGAAUUAUAUUAGAACUACUUCCUUUCAUUCCUUUACAAUGAGAACAGUUAACAAGCAAUACACGGAAAUGAGUAAAUGGAUAAGCAGAAUGUAAUAUACUCGUACGUGUAAUCCUGCAUGUGAGUAAGAAUGACGCACCAAGGCGGAAACAAGCCCCUUGUGUAAACGCGUGAGUCCUAAUGAAAGAGUGACGUGUUUAAGCGGAACUGAACCAGCGGGCGUGUGUGCUGCAGCAGCGGCGGGCAAGCAACAGGAGCACGAGCAGGGAAGGAGGAGGAGGAGGAGGAGGAUUAGUAGGCUCGAGGAGUGUUGUGGAGUGCGUGUCAACAGGUACACGAGUGAGCCAUGGCUGCCCAAGAAGGAGCCAAGAGUCUCAAGCUGAUGGUGAUGCUCAAGAGGAAGCGCCGUGAAGAACAAGAGCGACGGGCGCGGCGGGGGGACACAGACCCACGCUAUGAGUACAUUUUCCAGGUGCUGGCGGCCUGUGCGGGCAUUGCCAGACAUCAGGUGAUGGACCACGUGUUUGAGGAGAACCUGCUGGAGGAGAUCAGCAAGUUCCUGAUGCCCGGCCAGUAUAACAACAUGGUGUGGUUUUACCAGGAGUGCGAGGAAAGUCCGGAUGAAAAGACCACGCACGAAGAGGAGGAAGAAGCAGACGCUAAGUCUCCCACGUCGCCGCUCCUGUCGCAGCCCUCCAGCGGACAGUCGCGACGUAACUCAGUGGUGAGCGGGCCCACCGAGCAGCAGCACUCCAGACGCAACUCCACAGCGACACAACACACUGAGGAUGGUGAGGCGGAGCAGCAGGAGCCUGGCAAACGCAUGCGGCUGUUUGUGGGCAACCCGCGCACCACCCCGCUCCGGGGCGUGUGUGUUUGCAUGACGCGAACUAACCCACAGCGCUCCGUCACCGAGGAGAACGUACACAGGGAGGUGAACUUCAUGCUGCUACGGGCAAGUGAUGACCCGUCCGUGCUGCUGAGGUCCGUGAAUCGCCUCUUGGGUCGCGUGUUCGUGCCCGCCGUCCGCACCAACCCAUCAGAUCUGGACUCGGCGCCUGGGAGUGGAAGCGCCAGAGAUCACUUACUGGCCGGCCUCCGCUCCUUUGCUUCCUCCCUUCAUGUGUCCGAAUCAAUCCUGGAAGAGCGGGUGGUGCUGGCGAAGGCGGAAGAGGGUGCGGGAGAGGUGCGGGGCCUGACGGAGGCGCAGGCAGCCCUCACCCAGCCCGACCAGGUGGCGGCAGUGGAGCGCAGCGUGGUCACUUGGCUCAAGCAGAUAGAAUCUGUGUUGAUCGAGAUGGAGCAGCUUCGCCAGGAGACAGAUGACGCUGGGCCGCAGGACGAGCUCGAGUACUGGAAGCGACGCAUGGCAAAGUUUAAAUUCCUUGCAGAGCAAAUGGAUUCCCCGCAAGUGCGCGGGGCCAUCCUGAUGCUGCAGCUGGCACGGUCUAAGGUGCUCAGGUCGUGGAAGGAAAUGGACGCCAGGGUGACGCACAACCUCGCUGAGGCCAAGGACAAUGUAAAGUUUGUGUACGCCAUUGAGGAGUACUGCCACCCGCUGUACCUUAACGACCCUCCCGGCAUGACUCCUUACAUCAUGAUGCUGUUCAACACGGUGAGAAUGAUUCACUCCAUUUCCAAGUACUACAACACCUCGGAUAAGCUGUCCGCGCUGCUCAUCAAGAUCACCAACCAGAUGAUCCGUGCCUGCCAGGUCUACAUCUCCUGCCAAAGUACAGCAUCCAUCUGGUCUCAGCCGCGGUCAGAUGUGCGACUCAAGAUCCAACACUGCCUCAAGCUACACGCCACCUAUCGCUCGGCUUACCAGAAGACCAAGGAGAAGCUCGAGGCCAUGCCCGGCGAGCGCCCCUUCAGCUUCAGCGAGCAGUACGUCUUCGGCAAAUUCGAGGCGUUCUGCUGCCGCCUCAACAACAUCACGGGACUCUUUGAUGACAUCGAUAAGUUCUCCGACUUCUUUGAGGGGCGGGCAGAGUGUGAGAUUGAUCGUUUUAUUCUUGUUAUUGCUCUUCUUUUUUUAUAAUACCAAGAACAUUAAGUGUAUAGGAGUUAAGAGGUUGUAUUUAGGUAUUCACAUAUUUUGGUUUAUUCAUGAAAGGAGCUUAUAUGGAAAAAAAAAAUGUUAAUAAGUUUUUUUUUUUUUUUUUAUCAUAUAGUUCAUGGUGUUUGAACGUCACGAAUAAUCAAGUGUUUCUCCCUUGAUGUAUCUUUUACACAUGCAUUUUGCAGAUGAAUCCACAUAACAGCUUUGAACCGUCAAGUAUUUUUAGUGGUUUAGUUUUUUGUUGGUGAUAAUCUCCCCGUAACAGUUGUCGUUGGCUGCAUGGUGAAGCCACCAGCCCGACAACACCCGCCUAGCUUGGCCCUAAACAGUCGCCUUUCCUGUGUGGUCCAUACACACCAUGUUCACAUCACUCCUCGCUCCUCCACGCUCUCAGCCCUUGGCUCCCUCCGGCCACUCCGCUGUCAGGAAGAUGUAUGAAGACCUAUCAGUGUUUGGUUACCCUCAGUACGCCACUGUAACCACACCUGGCUUGUGCAGACCAUUCAUGUUGUCUGUUACUAGAAGAGGGAGAGAAAAAUGCUUUGAUCGCUCUCUCUAAUUCCCUGUGAAUGUUGAGUGACAGACAUGAUAUGUGUGGCUUUUACACAGGAAUGGUGAAGACUUAAACAAAUUAAUAUAACUAGAGACUGAAGAGUUAAUAAGUGAUCAUUGACUGUAUGCUAAGUGCUGUAGCUCGUGACCCGGCCAAGGGACCACGCCGCCACCACCACCCGGUGGCCGAGCGGCGCAGCGAGGCAGGAAACCACCUCCAGUUUCCUUGUCCUCGUGCAUGGCCUCUGCUGGAACUUUUCAUCUGCUUGAUCGUUCUUAUUACAUUACUGACUUUAUUUGGUCAUGGUAAGAUUAGGAUGUUACCUGACCUGGCCCAUUGGCAAUCUCUAGAGCAGUGAUUAUUAAUUUUUCCUGUCAUUUACCUCGUUAGCUUGAUGCAUUUUUACCGUUUCAUCACUUAUCCCCAAAACAAAAGGGAAUAGAUGGCAUAAAGAAAGUUGAAAUAUUUAUUAUUGAUGCUUUACACAAAAACAAGGAUGAUAAAUAAAAGAAAUAUUAUGUAGUCCACUUUAUAAAGGCAAACAUAAAUGCCAGAAGUAUUAUAUUUUAAGCAAAAUUAAUUGCCUAGGCUGGAGGGUUUUUUUUUUUUUUUUUAAUACGAGUAUCUUCCCUGUCAAGCAGCUCGCACACCGACGCAACUAGCUGCAUGAAACCGAUCCCACACAACUGGUCUCAUACGAGGUCCUCACACCUGAGCGAUCUUUUUUUUUUU